AGUUGAAUUCUACUGUAUGCCACGGGGCUCCGGUGGUGGUAGUGCAUCUACAAUAGCAGAGCCUGUUCGGGCGUUGACGUACCAUGAGAAUCCACAUAAGAGAGGCACGCAAGUGACAGUACUCAUACCGGCGUUCAUGGCAAAGGUUGAUAAGACUGUUCCACUGGUCAGCAGAGGAGAUGUCCUCGAGGCGUUUCGGAAGUUGCCGACUAAAGCCAAACAGGAACUCCUCACUAUCGUCGAUGCAGAACUGGUGUCACGGAUAAACGAGAUAGAUUUGGAAGCGAGAAAGCAACAGCUACACUCCAUGGGCCAAUACCCCAAGCAUAAGCGCCUUGUUGGGCAGUCAGCAUUCUACCUUUUCAACAGUACUAAGUUGAUGCAGGAUAUUCUCGAUUCUUCGGGGGCCCAAGCUCUUGCGCACGACCGCAGUGUUAAACCAGACGUGCUUCAGCCCAAGUAUCACCCGGUGCUUAACGACACGCUUCUUCCGUUUAUCCACGAUCGAUGUGAAGAUUUCCUUGCGAACACUAAGAGAAUGCGCUCGAGAAUUGUGCGGCGAACGGAGUUAUGGUAUCGUCUCACGGACUUCGCCACAGGAGAUCCGAGACAUGUGGUCGUAGAUGGAAUUGUAGCCCAAGCUCUGGAAUUUCGUAUUCUGAGCGAAUACUACAGGGACAAAUUCGAGUCAAUUCGCAGUAAGUAUCUGAAGGAGGCCUCUUCACCAGCGAAGGAGCCACAGAGGAAGUCGAACGGCUCGAUCUCGACUGACUCUGGAGAUCAGCAGCAACGAAAGAACGUGAUGAUGACUUCGGAAGAGUAUACCUCGGAUACGUUGAGAUCUUCGGUACCCUCUAAUCUCGAACCGGGUCCCAACGGGAAUCCAAGCGAGGCCCCAAAGCUUCCAUUGAGGCCAGAAGCAGGGUUGUCGCUGCCCCCUGAGCCAGAGGCUGGUGGCAAUGAUGGUGAAUGGCAUGUUGUUGGUAAACCGAAGGUGAAGAAAGGCUCAGUGCCCAGCACUACUAAAGUGUCGUCAUUAAUGUCACCAAGGCGCUUGGCUCGGCGUAGAGCCGCAGAAAAAGCCGCAGCCACUUCGUCUGAAUUGGUUAAACCUCAGGAGAAGGUCACCGCACCAGCGGCGUCACAUGACCGUCAGUCAAGGGUCGAGCAUGGUGCAGGGUUACUCACGGUGAGACGUACUUUCAUUCACAUCGAGGAGGAGCCUACUGAUGAGUGUCUGCGAUAUCACCCGAGUAUGCUGUCGAAGGAAGCUCCAUUUUGAGGUUGCGGUCAUUGCUGAUUAACAGUGGCAUCUUGUCACGAUGCUUGUAUCCCGUUGUUCCUUUGUCUUUGCUGCUCUUCCUAGUCACUGUCAACCCUCUUCUCGCCAGAUCGCGGCGUUACUGCAUACAUUGUGGGAGCAUUGUUGCUGUAUCUGUUUGACCAUAUCAGUGCUCCUUCUCUGUAAGUUCGAGUGACUUGAUCUCAAGAGCUGCGACUCCUUUUCGUAUUUUUCCUCCAUGGUGCAGAGAAUGUUAUUGAACAGAGCUAACAUUUACAGGACCAACUUUGUGAAGAUUGAUCACCUU
This is a messenger RNA of Perkinsus marinus ATCC 50983, 1589 nucleotides long. RefSeq lists its product as hypothetical. The transcript is spliced from 8 exons. The record is from RefSeq and is a predicted model, not a curated record. Bases 17 to 1282 code for a protein of 421 amino acids. Lineage: Eukaryota; Perkinsozoa; Perkinsida; Perkinsidae.